AUGACAUCUUCAGACUUAAUUCACAAAAAAUUUCACGAUAUACUUUUGAAAAAAAUCACUCACAACAAAGAUCCCAUCGUUGCUUCCAACUGUGUGAAAAUACUCCAAAAAGUAGUUGACAACAUCCUCUCAAAUCCGGACGUUCCGAAAUAUCGUUCCUUACCCUCAGAAAAUGCCAGGUUAAGGAGGGAUGUCUGUGAAGUCGACGGUGGGCUUGAUUUUCUUUUUGCACUUGGAUUUAAAAAAAAAGUGGUCUCGUUCAAAGAGUCGUUCACUCUCGAGAAUGAUCGAAUGGAUACAAACAAGCUGAAGAUUGCACAAAGUUUAUUAAAUGAGUUUCAUCAAAAGGCCGAGGCGAGAAGAGAGACGGCAGAUCGAAUGAUGCAGAAAGAGAAAAUUGAAGCCAAAGCAUAUGAAGAGAGAGUCAAGAGAGAAGUCGAGGAGGACUGGGAUAAUAGGAGAAGGAGGAGCAUUCUUGCAAAUCAAAGAAGAGAACAUCGAGAGCAGAAAAAGAAGGAGGAGGAGGAAGAUAAACUGCAGGAAGAGCAUGAAAGACCGGAAAUGGAAGGACUGGUUCCGAUGGAGGGCUACAAUUGA
Paraglomus brasilianum is the source of this 597-nucleotide messenger RNA. Lineage: Eukaryota; Fungi; Glomeromycota; Glomeromycetes; Paraglomerales; Paraglomeraceae. The record is from the annotation of a GenBank genome assembly.